AUGGUGUCCGUCCCCGAGCUCUCCCCCGAGGCCUCCCGGUUGCUGCUCUCGGCCGCACUCUCCCUGGCCGCCCUCCUCCUCUUCCGUGAGCCCAUUCCAUGCGUCAUCGGGGGCGAGGGCAGCCUCACCGGGGCAGACACCUUCCGCGCUGAAUGGAGCAGCCUCUUGGCCGAGCUGGUCAAAGGGGGGGGGAUCACGGGGGAGGAGGCCAAGAGGUCGAGCUUCCUCAACAUCGUGGGGCUGGUGGGCUCCAUCGACAAUGACUUCUGCGGCACCGACAUGACCAUCGGCACUGACUCGGCCCUUCACCGCAUCAUGGAGAUCGUGGAUGCCAUCACCACCACCGCCCAGAGCCACCAGAGGACCUUCGUGCUGGAAGUGAUGGGACGUCAUUGCGGCUACCUGGCGCUCAUCACCGCCCUGGCCUGCGGUGCCGACUGGGUCUUCAUCCCCGAGUCCCCCCCCGAGGAUGACUGGGAGGACCAUCUCUGCCGGCGGCUGACGGAGACCCGCCUGGGGGGCUCCAGGUUGAACAUCAUCAUCGUGGCCGAGGGGGCCGUGGACAAGCACGGGAAAGCCAUCACCUCUGAUGAGAUCAAAACUCUGGUGGUGAAACGUUUGGGCUACGACACCCGUGUCACCAUCUUGGGCCACGUCCAACGCGGUGGGACCCCCUCCGCCUUCGACCGCAUCCUGGGCAGCCGGAUGGGUGUCGAAGCCGUCAUGGCUCUGCUGGAGGGCACCCCCGAGCCCCCCGCCUGCGUCGUCAGCCUCUCGGGGAACCAAGCCGUGCGCCUGCCCCUCAUGGAGUGCGUCCAGGUGUACACGACGGAUUUCAUCUACAACCUCUACUCAGAGGAGGGGAAGGGCGUCUUCGACUGCCGCAAAAACGUCCUGGGGCACAUGCAGCAGGGUGGCACCCCGACCCCCUUCGACAGGAAUUUCGGCACCAAAAUGGGGGCCAAAGCAGUGGCCUGGAUCACCGGGAAGAUCAAGGAAUGCACCCGCCAUGGUCGGAUCUUUGCCAACACGGCCGACUCAGCCUGUCUGCUGGGGAUGCGCAAGCGCAGCCUCGUCUUCCAGCCCGUGGCCGAGCUCAAGGACCAGACGGAUUUUGAGCACCGCAUCCCCAAGGAGCAGUGGUGGCUGAAGCUUCGCCCCAUCCUCAAAAUCCUGGCCAAGUACCACAUCGAACUGGACACCUCGGAGAAAGCCCACCUGGAGCACGUCAUGCGCAAGGGCAUGUCCAUCGACACCAGCAUCUAAGAGGGGACAACCCAACACGGCUCCCCCCACCCUCGGUCCCCAAGCUUGUUCCCCCCCACCCCGAACCCACCCUCCGCCAAGGCCAAAGAGCCCUUUUUCCCGAAGCAGAGGGUUCCCUCGGGGUCAGAUUUGGGGUUGAUUUCGGUGGUUUUAGGGGCUUUUGGAAGAGAAGAGUGGUUUCUCAAGCGUUGAGGGGGGAUGUGGUCCCGGGGG
This is a messenger RNA of Calidris pugnax (ruff), 1479 nucleotides long. It is a transcript of the gene PFKM, whose product is annotated as phosphofructokinase, muscle. Gene Ontology annotation, biological process: fructose 1,6-bisphosphate metabolic process; fructose 6-phosphate metabolic process; canonical glycolysis. The transcript is spliced from 12 exons. Gene Ontology annotation, cellular component: membrane; 6-phosphofructokinase complex. The coding region runs from base 1 to 1266 and encodes 421 amino acids. Gene Ontology annotation, molecular function: 6-phosphofructokinase activity; monosaccharide binding; identical protein binding. The record is from RefSeq and is a predicted model, not a curated record. Lineage: Eukaryota; Metazoa; Chordata; Aves; Charadriiformes; Scolopacidae.